This is a messenger RNA of Paramecium tetraurelia, 1680 nucleotides long. RefSeq lists its product as uncharacterized. The transcript is spliced from 7 exons. Gene Ontology annotation, molecular function: protein serine/threonine kinase activity; ATP binding. NCBI's taxonomy places the organism in Eukaryota, Ciliophora, Oligohymenophorea, Peniculida, Parameciidae. Gene Ontology annotation, biological process: protein phosphorylation. Gene Ontology annotation, cellular component: cytoplasm. The record is from RefSeq and is a predicted model, not a curated record.
AUGAAUUAGUAGUUUGCUCAAAAUAAUCUUGAAACACUUGAAGAAACCUACACAGGGUUUAAAAUGAGGUACUCUUGUGAAGAAUAUGACGAAUUUUCUUGCAUAAGAAUUAAUAAUGAAUUAGAGUAUUGCGCUCGUAAAUAUAAAUUGGGAACCAUAAAUAACCCUAGAUUUCAGGCUUUGAGAAGAAUUAAACUUUACAAUAUCUUGCCUGUGUUUGACAUCUAUUUCGACUCAUAAACAAUUGUGGCAUAAGAUGUAGAAAGAUUUUCUUUGGAGAAUAAUAUUAAUGACUUGAAUGAAGAGCAAAAAAUGUAUCUUGCUGCCAUAGUCAGCAUUACAUUGCAGGAAUUAGCAUAUAGAGGAUUUCCAUUUAUAGUAUAGGAGAGAAGUGUUAUAAUAUUGGAAAACCAUAUAUGUCUAUCCUUAUAGGACUUUUGCUUUGAUAGAGAAGUAAGCGAAUAGGAAAGUUUUGAUAGUUAUAAAAAAUUGAUGAUUAAAUUAUUUGGGGAUUUCCUUGAAAUAAACUUCGAGAACUCAACUAAUUAUUUCCUAUAACUAAACCAAGUAUAUCUCGGCCCAAGUGAAAAUAUGCCUUAUGUUGAGUUGUUGGAUAGGAUAUUCGAAUUCACAAAUGUUGACACUCUUGCUUCAGCAGCAUCAAAUUCAUAUGUCUACGAAUUUGAUACUCCAGAAUUUAUGAAAACAAUUCCCAAUAUCAGUUAGCGAACAGUUCUUAAAUCAGUAAAAUUGGAUUUAAAUGACACUAAUUCAGAAUACAUUUUGACCUCUUCUUAAAGAGAAUUAGAAAUAAUGGAAAAUUUCAAAAAGUAUGAGCCCUUAGUCGCUUGUUAUGCGUAUUUUAGAAUUCAAAAAUAACUUUAUAUCUUUAUGGAAAGAUAUCCUUAAGUGCUUUCUAAUAUGCUUGAUUACAUUGAUGAAGAGAGACAUUGCAUUCAAAUAUGUUGGUAACUAGUAGUGGCUCUUAAAUACCUCCAUUAACAUUAAAUAAUUCAUAGAGAUCUGAAACCAGGAAAUUUAUUUCUAUCCCAUGAGAAUUUGGAAAGAGCAAGACUUUUAAUAGCAGACUUUGAUAGAUCUAGAUUAUCAUAAUGGUUGACGCAAUCAAUCACUUAAUAGAAAGAUACGGAAAACAAACAAGAUUAAAUCAGUAAAUUAAAUGAACUUACACCAAAAUCAGUAUUGGGAGCUACUCCAUCUUAUGAUCCUCCAGAAGCUGGUACCACUGAUUAUGAUUCGAGUGCAGAUAUUUGGCAGGUCGGAAUGAUAAUGUUUUAAAUUGCCAACAAGGGUGAAUACCCAAUAAGAAUGACUACUCAAAAUUUUUCUAAGGAAGAGUACCAAAACAAUUUCACCAAAGAAAAAAUUAAGAAUUAAUUAAGUAAAUACAAUGUUAAUGAAUAAUUUAUCGAGAUAAUUGCUAAGUGUUUGUCUUUUAAUAGAAAAGAUAGACCCACUUCUCACUAAUUAAUCAAUGAAUUAUAAUUAUGUUUUGAAGAGAUUACUCCAGAUGCUGAAGAAACUUUGAUUUCAACUCAUAAUUUAAGUCAAAUUGAAAGAUACAGUUAAUUAAUUUCUUCAACAAGAACUUUAAGAAUGCUUAACUCUUAAGAAUUAUGAUUUCAUAUGCAUUAUUAAAUAUAAAUAGAAUACACUAUC